UCCAAGCAGCCCUGAGUUGCGGCGGCUGCUCCUGAUCAUUCAGGAUGGGGAUGGAAAGGGCAAACAUUAACCGAGCACGCAGGACAAAAGAAUCGCCCAUUCUCAGCAAAAAAGAACGUGAAGGGUGAUCCAAAGCGCAACGGGCGCCAAUCAACUUGCCCCAUUGAUCCUGAGGCCUAACACAACCUAGAAAGGACCUGGUGGGUGAGCGACAUCACAAGUGAUGCCAAAUCAUUUUCCCACGUCCCUACCCUGCCCCCUCCUGGUCGGCCGCCGCAGAAGCGCACGCGCAGCUCCGCUUCCGGGCGCCGCUCCUCGCUACCCACAAUGCUCUGCGGCACCGACCUGUCGCAAAGGCCGCGUUUCGGCGGCGAGUGAGUGCCUCGUUUUCCGUGCGGUGCGGCGGCGACGGAGGCCCGUGUCCUCUUCCUCCUGCCGCAGGGCCAGAUUCCCUGACGGUGUCCAGCUGCGCUUAAGUCUGGCCGGUGCCACCUGUCUCCGCAAUGCCCCCCAAGAAACAGGCUCAGGCCGGGGGCAGCAAAAAGGCGGAGCAGAAAAAGAAGGAGAAGAUUAUUGAAGACAAAACUUUUGGCCUAAAGAAUAAGAAAGGAGCAAAGCAACAGAAGUUUAUUAAGGCUGUCACUCAUCAGGUUAAGUUUGGUCAACAAAAUCCACGUCAGGUAGCACAAAGUGAAGCUGAAAAGAAAUUGAAGAAAGAUGAUAAGAAGAAAGAAUUGCAAGAACUAAAUGAGCUGUUCAAACCUGUAGUUGCUGCUCAAAAAAUAAGUAAAGGUGCAGAUCCCAAAUCUGUGGUGUGUGCAUUCUUCAAGCAAGGACAGUGUACCAAAGGAGAUAAGUGUAAGUUCUCUCAUGACUUGACUCUGGAGAGAAAGUGUGAAAAGCGAAGUGUUUACAUUGAUGCAAGAGAUGAAGAACUUGAAAAAGAUACUAUGGAUAAUUGGGAUGAGAAAAAACUGGAAGAAGUAGUGAACAAGAAGCACGGUGAGGCGGAAAAGAAAAAACCAAAAACUCAAAUAGUGUGCAAGCAUUUCCUUGAAGCUAUUGAAAACAACAAAUACGGCUGGUUUUGGGUAUGCCCUGGAGGUGGUGAUAUUUGCAUGUAUCGUCAUGCACUUCCUCCUGGAUUUGUAUUGAAAAAAGAUAAAAAAAAAGAAGAGAAAGAAGAUGAAAUUUCAUUAGAAGAUCUAAUUGAAAGAGAGCGUUCUGCCCUAGGUCCAAAUGUUACCAAAAUCACUCUAGAAUCUUUUCUUGCAUGGAAGAAAAGAAAAAGACAAGAAAAGAUUGAUAAACUUGAGCAAGAUAUGGAAAGAAGGAAAGCAGACUUCAAGGCAGGGAAAGCAUUAGUGAUUAGUGGUCGUGAGGUGUUUGAAUUUCGUCCUGAACUGGUUGAUGAUGAUGAUGAGGAAGCAGAUGAUACCCGUUACACCCAGGGAACAGGUGGUGAUGAGGUUGAUGAUUCAGUGAGUGUAAAUGACAUAGAUUUAAGCCUGUAUAUCCCAAGAGAUGUAGAUGAGACAGGUAUUACUGUAGCCAGUCUUGAAAGAUUCAGCACAUAUACUUCAGAAAAGGAUGAAAACAAAUUAAGUGAAGCUUCUGGAGGUAGGGCUGAAAAUGGUGAAAGAAGUGAUUUGGAAGAGGACAACGAAGGGGAGGGACAGGAAAAUGGAGCCAUCGAUGCUGUUCCUGUUGAUGAAAAUCUUUUUACUGGGGAAGAUUUGGAUGAACUAGAAGAAGAAUUAAACACACUUGAUUUAGAAGAAUGACACCAAACAAGUCUGAAAAAAUUAAGCCAGCUCAGCAUGAGUUGAAAUUGACUACAGUAAUUUUUUUCCACCUAGAAUUCUUCAACAGGAUGUUUAUUUCCCAUGCUGAUUCUGGAGGGCUUCCUCUCCUCCAAAAAAGGAAUAUUCUCCCUACGUCUUGUCUUCUGACUUUGGCUACAUCUCAUAGUAAGUUCAGAGUAGUUCAUGAUAAAUUGAAAAUAUAAUGGUCAUUGCAGAAAAUGAUUGUUGUAACUGUCCAUUCAAGUAGGAAGUGUAACUGCUUUUCCAGCUUUUGAUUUUCAUUGGGCAUGUAUUAUAAGAACAACAUAAAUUUAAAUUUAAAAUACCCUUCAUUUAAUGCAGUUUUAAUGAGUGAUUUCAUUUCCUUUGUAUUUAUAUUUUUCAAAGACUGCCUAAAAUAUGAGCACUGUAUUUCAUAAAGGAAACUGCGUAUGCAGAUUCAGUAUUGUAUAUCUUUGGACAAUUAGAUGGACAUUUAAAAGGAAUCUUCUUUAACCUGACAGAAUCAGCUGCAAUGCCCUGUGUUAAACUGUUUUAAAUGUUUCCCUCUUCUUUUUUGCCAAUAAAGUUGUAAAUAAAGACCAUCAUACAUUAAAAUCCAAA
This is a messenger RNA of Zalophus californianus (California sea lion), 2408 nucleotides long. It is a transcript of the gene ZC3H15, whose product is annotated as zinc finger CCCH-type containing 15. The record is from RefSeq and is a predicted model, not a curated record. The transcript is spliced from 10 exons. Gene Ontology annotation, cellular component: cytosol. NCBI's taxonomy places the organism in Eukaryota, Metazoa, Chordata, Mammalia, Carnivora, Otariidae. Gene Ontology annotation, biological process: cytoplasmic translation. The coding region runs from base 504 to 1784 and encodes 426 amino acids. Gene Ontology annotation, molecular function: mRNA binding; metal ion binding.